Molecule: messenger RNA, 1451 nt
Organism: Vigna umbellata (rice bean)
Lineage: Eukaryota; Viridiplantae; Streptophyta; Magnoliopsida; Fabales; Fabaceae
Product: putative glucose-6-phosphate 1-epimerase
Biological process (GO): carbohydrate metabolic process
Cellular component (GO): cytoplasm
Molecular function (GO): carbohydrate binding; glucose-6-phosphate 1-epimerase activity
Source: RefSeq, a predicted model, not a curated record
UUACACGAAUGUUCCACCAUCUAUAUGAUUUCUGUAAGAAACAGAAGGAUACCAUUUUUGUAGCUUAAAUUAUGCCUACCACGAUGUCCUUAAAAAACAAAACUUUGACACUGCUAAAUAACCGGGUAGUUAAGUCCGUUAUUGCGGUCACGUGUUCAUAAUCAUAUUACAGUUGUUCACAACAGGGGUUGAAACUCGGAACCACUCUACUUCAACUCUGCUUGCUUGAGUUUAGUUUAUACAAUCAGCAAGGUGUUUGGAUAUGAAUCAUUCUGCGGCUGGAAGUGAUGAUAUAAGAGCGGUUGAAAUUACCAAGGAUAGGAACGGAAUAGGCCUAGUGGUUCUGCGGAACCAUCGAGGAGCCUCGGCAAGGGUUAGUUUGCACGGAGGGCAGGUUCUUUCAUGGAAAUGGGAACGUGGGGAGGAGCUUUUGUUCACUAGUAGUAAGGCUAUCAUAAGUCCUCUCAAACCAUUACGAGGAGGAAUUGCAAUCUGUUUCCCUCAGUUCAGAAACCGUGGAUCAUUAGAGCAUCAUGGGUUUGCCCGGAACAAAAUGUGGGUAAUUGAUCAAGAUCCUUCACCGUUACCCACUGAUUCCAGUGAAAAAGCCCAUAUUGACUUGCUGCUCAAACCAACAGAAGAUGAUCUGAAAAUAUGGCCACAUAGCUUCGAACUUCGGUUAAGGGUCUCUUUGGGAGGCAAUGGAUAUUUAACUCUGAUUUCUCGCGUCAGGAACGUCAAUAGCAAGCCCUUCAGUUUCUCCUUUGCGUACCAUACAUAUUACUCUGUCUCGGAUAUCAGUGAAGUGAGGGUGGAAGGAUUGGAAACUCUUGACUAUCUAGACAACUUACACAACCAAGAACGCUUCACGGAACAAGGAGAUGCAUUGACAUUUGAAUCAGAGGUGGAUCGAGUGUAUCUUGAUUCGGGCAGCAGUGGGGUGGCUGUUCUAGACCACGAAAAGAAGCAGACAAUUGUCAUAAGAAAGGAAGGACUCCCAGAUGUUGUUGUUUGGAAUCCGUGGGAGAAAAAGUCCAAGGCGAUAGUGGAUUUGGGGGAUGAAGAGUACAAGCAGAUGGUGUGCGUGGAUGGUGCAGCGAUUGAGAAACCAAUCACGUUGAAGCCAGGUGAAGAAUGGACUGGCCGCUUGGACCUCUCUGUGGUCCCUUCCACUUGAUAUGACACCAAUUUGGUAUGAAGAUGCUGAUAAAGUGGAAUCAAUCUUAGGUGGAGUAGUUUAAAUGUUUUUUGUUAUCACAGUUCAAAGUUUUAUUUUGUUUGACAAAAAGCAUCUAAGACAUGCAUGUGCUGGAGUUGUCUCAUAAACUAACUAAAACAUACCAUCCAGCAUUCUUUUUGGCUGAUGGUGAACCUGUCUAUGCAGACUCUCAAACUUACUACUCAUGUAUGCUUGUAGAUAAAGACUACAUGUCUAAAAUGUUGCUUCACUA